AUGUUUAAGCUUGCCCGCAGCAAACCGGUUACGGCAGCUUUGAGGGCUGCGACGGAGUCUUCCGUUCAGUCCCGUGUUGCUCAGCAACAGAGAAACCUGUCGAUUCACGAAUACCUGUCUGCGAACCUGCUCAAGUCGUAUGGCAUCGGCAUGCCCAAGGGUGAAGUCGCCCGCUCCGCGGAGGAGGCUGAGGCCGUUGCCAAGUCCCUCGGUAAUGACGACAUGGUCAUCAAGGCCCAGGUUCUUGCUGGUGGUCGUGGUAAGGGUACUUUCGACAAUGGCCUUAAGGGUGGUGUGCGCGUGAUCUACUCGCCUACCGAGGCCAAGAUGUUCGCUAGCCAGAUGAUCGGACAGAAGCUCAUCACCAAGCAGACUGGCGCUGCUGGUCGUCUUUGCAAUUCUGUCUACAUCUGUGAGCGCAAGUUUGCUCGCCGCGAGUUCUACCUUGCUGUCCUCAUGGACCGCGCCUCUCAGAGCCCCGUCAUUGUCGCCUCGUCGCAAGGUGGUAUGGACAUUGAGGCCGUCGCUAAGGAGAACCCUGAGGCCAUCAUCACCACUCCCAUUGACAUCAAGGUCGGUGUGACCGAUGCCAUUGCUCACAAGAUCGUCACCGAGCUCGGCUUCUCCGAGCAGUGCGUCGAGGAGGCCAAGGACACCAUCCAGAAGCUCUACAAGGUCUUCAUGGAGAAGGAUGCUACCCAGAUUGAGAUCAACCCUCUGUCUGAGACCUCCGACCACAAGGUCAUGGCCAUGGAUGCCAAGCUUGGCUUCGAUGACAACGCCGAAUUCCGCCAGAAGGAGGUCUUCUCCUGGAGAGACACCACUCAGGAAGAUGCCGAUGAGGUCAAGGCCGCUGAGCACGGUCUGAACUUCAUCAAGCUUGACGGUGACAUUGGAUGCCUGGUUAACGGUGCUGGUCUUGCCAUGGCCACCAUGGAUAUCAUCAAGCUUAACGGCGGUGCCCCCGCCAACUUCCUCGAUGUCGGUGGUGGUGCCACCCCUGCCGCCAUCAAGUCCGCUUUCGAGCUCAUCACCAGCGACCCCAAGGUGACUGCUAUCUUCGUCAACAUCUUCGGUGGUAUCGUUCGCUGCGAUGCUAUCGCCCAGGGUUUGAUCAACGUCGUGCAGGAGAUGGGUCUGCGCACUCCCAUCGUUGCCCGUCUGCAGGGUACCAACAUGGAGCAGGCUCACAAGCUGAUCAACGAGUCUGGCCUCAAGAUCUUCUCCAUUGAGGAUCUCCAGAGCGCUGCUGAGAAGUCUGUUCAGUUCUCCAAGGUCGUCAAGAUGGCCCGCGAGAUCGACGUUGGCGUUGAGUUCACUCUUGGUAUCUAA
Aspergillus niger is the source of this 1332-nucleotide messenger RNA. RefSeq lists its product as uncharacterized. Gene Ontology annotation, biological process: tricarboxylic acid cycle; succinyl-CoA metabolic process. Gene Ontology annotation, cellular component: succinate-CoA ligase complex; mitochondrion. NCBI's taxonomy places the organism in Eukaryota, Fungi, Ascomycota, Eurotiomycetes, Eurotiales, Aspergillaceae. Bases 1 to 1332 code for a protein of 443 amino acids. The transcript has 8 exons. Gene Ontology annotation, molecular function: metal ion binding; succinate-CoA ligase (ADP-forming) activity; ATP binding. The record is from RefSeq and is a predicted model, not a curated record.